Messenger RNA from Bombus terrestris (buff-tailed bumblebee), 2496 nucleotides. It is a transcript of the gene egh, whose product is annotated as beta-1,4-mannosyltransferase egh. The record is from RefSeq and is a predicted model, not a curated record. Gene Ontology annotation, cellular component: cytoplasm. Gene Ontology annotation, molecular function: beta-1,4-mannosyltransferase activity. Bases 585 to 1961 code for a protein of 458 amino acids. NCBI's taxonomy places the organism in Eukaryota, Metazoa, Arthropoda, Insecta, Hymenoptera, Apidae. The transcript is spliced from 3 exons.
ACAUUAUUAGUAAACAUUAAUAUUAUCGCAUCUUUGUGAAAAUGUAUGCAAUAAUUUUGUUGUUUAUUUGAACCUAAAACUGAAAUUAUUCCAUCUGUAUCUAAAUUUUGUUAUGAAUAUUAAUGUAUUAAUAACGUAUAAUAAUGUAAUAAUAACAUAUUAAUGUAUUAUGAAUAGAAACGUUACACUGCUCUUGUGUACUUUUGAUAUCCUAACAUUGUGAUAAAUUUAUCAUAUACAAAUAUGAAAUCAAGUAGAAACAUAGAAAUAGUGGAGAGCAUAGGACAAUAUGAAAUGUUAAAUACUCUUUAGAGGACAAUCUACUAUCACUAGAUUAUAGAUUAUAUAUAAGAUUUGUCAAUUAUAUACAUGUGAAGCACAGUUUGAUAAGAUUAUGUAGAAUUUAACGUCUUGCUAUUUUUUUUUAUCAGCAAAUAUGCAGUACUCAAAGCAAUUAGAAGAUCAUUUUUCAUGUCAUUUUGAUUUUUAUUAUAGUAUUGUAUUAUAAAUAACAUUUUACUUUAUUCAAUCUAUAAAUCUUUCAUUUAUAUUUGCUAAUAGAAGUGAUUGUUUUAAGCAAAAUAAUGUUGAACAGUGUAACAAAACAUAUUUUACACUGUUGUUUACUACUUGUUGUUAUAAUCAUAUUUGAAUUGAUUACCGGAGGACUUAGUUGGAAUAAUAAUAAAAAGGAAACAUUUGAUCCAUGGAUUGAAUAUGGAUUUCUUGGCGCACUUAUAUUAUAUAUCCUGCGAACACUUACAUUUCUUUCCUUUCCGCAAGUUUUAUUUAACUUUGUAGGACUAAUGAUAUACAAUGCAUUCCCAGAUAAAGUUGUUUUAAAAGGUUCGCCAUUACUUGCACCAUUUAUUUGUAUUAGAAUAGUAACACGUGGAGAUUAUCCACAAUUAGUGAGAGCAAAUGUAAUAAGGAAUUUAAACAGAUGUCUAGAAACUGGUUUAGAAAACUUUCAAAUUGAAGUAGUUAGUGAUAAGCCAAUUGGAUUAAGCCCUCAUAGAAGAAUCAGAGAGGUCGUUGUGCCACCAAACUAUCGUACAAGUAGUGGUGCUUUGUUCAAAGCCCGUGCUUUACAAUAUUGUUUAGAAAAUUCAGUCAAUGAGUUAGCAGAUAACGAUUGGAUUGUACAUCUUGAUGAAGAAACUUUACUGACUGAAAAUUCUGUUCGUGGGAUAUUGAAUUUUGUACUGGAUGGAAAACAUCAAUUUGGUCAAGGGUUAAUAACAUAUGCAAAUGAAGAUGUUGUUAAUUGGAUUACUACCUUAGCAGACAGUUUUAGAGUAGCAGAUGACAUGGGAAAGUUAAGAUUACAAUUCACAAUGUUUCAUAAACCUUUCUUUAGUAUGAAAGGUUCUUAUGUUGUUACUCAAAUGGGUGCAGAAAGACAAGUUUCCUUCAACAAUGGACUAGAUGGAUCCGUUGCAGAAGAUUGUUUUUUUGCAAUGAAAGCGUUUACCCAAGGGUAUACAUUUAAUUUUGUGGAUGGCGAAAUGUGGGAAAAGUCACCAUUUACAUUAUGGGACUUUGUACAACAAAGAAAAAGAUGGUUACAAGGUAUAUUACUUGUUGUACAUUCCAAAGCUAUUCCAUUAAAUAAAAAGCUGCUUCUAGGCAUAUCUUGUUACUCGUGGGUAACACUGCCGCUUUCUACUUCGAAUAUUGUAUUAGCUGGAAUUUAUCCCAUUACUUGCCCACCAUUUAUAGAUUUUCUAUGUGCUUUUAUUGGUGCGGUAAAUAUUUAUAUGUAUGUUUUUGGUGUAGUUAAAUCAUUUUCCUUAUACCGAUUUGGUAUUGCUCGAUUUAUACUAUGUAUAUGUGGAGCAUUAUCAACAAUUCCUUUUAAUUUGAUCAUUGAAAAUGUUGCUGUUAUAUGGGGUUUGUUCGGAACAAAACAUAAAUUUUAUGUAGUUAAUAAAGAGUACAAACCACCAGUGACAGUAUAAGAAAGUAUUAAAGGAUUUCUUUCAGAUAGUAUCAUAUACUUACAGAAAUGUUUAUGUACACUUUCAGAAAUUCUUCUGUAUUUUAGAAAAAUAAUAUGAUUUUAUAUUUUUGAAUUUGAAAUAUUAAUAAUCUUUUAUGUGCUAUAAAUACAUAUAUAUAUAUAGUGUGGAUGAUAGGCGUGUUUGAAACAAACAUACUUUAUCUGUCUUAUCUAAUACUAUAUAAUAGAUAGCCAAAGUAAUAAUUUAAAUAUCUUAGUUAAUUAAUGUCUUAUAUAAUAUGCAAAAUAGUAAUAAAUAUAAUAUUAUGUUUAUAGAGUGUAGUUUAGGAAAAUUUUAAUUUAAACAUUCAAUUCAGUACUCAAAAGAGUUACAAUCAGUUACAAUAUCUCUCAGAUAAGUAAUUAUGGUACAUAGUUCAUACAUUAUCAUUUGUUCGAAAUAAAAUACACUUCCUUAUCUGACUUUAUGUAAUGAAGAAAACAAUCCUAGAAAAAUAAUCUAUAUUCCUUAAUAAAUCAUCUAUCAGUAACAA